This is a messenger RNA of Physcomitrium patens, 2445 nucleotides long. RefSeq lists its product as uncharacterized. The record is from RefSeq and is a predicted model, not a curated record. Lineage: Eukaryota; Viridiplantae; Streptophyta; Bryopsida; Funariales; Funariaceae.
UGCUUCGCUGGUUUCCAAUUAAAGAGCAUUGUCGUUCUAUUCUGGAUGGUCCCAUUUCAAAGCUUUGCUCUCCUGAUGCAAAAUUUAGCGGGUUUUGAUUGCGUUGCAAGGGGAUUUGGGUUGGUUGUGAGCCUUCUGAUUACUUUGGCUGGUUGUGCUAAGGACUGCUGCGUCAGUCAAGUGUCUAGUUCUCUGAGGGUGAUCCUUGUCAUACCAAAUGAAAACGCUCGUCACCGAUCACAAAAAACUGCGGUAGGCACCUCUGGCUGCUCUGCAAACUUUCAAGUUUCUAUCCAAAGCCUUGCAAAUAAUAGAAGAAUUGGUUUUUUUAUCAAACAGUAAGAAAAUUCCUUGUAAAACGUGUACAGGUUUCACUAUUAAUGAAGGAAAUUAAAAACAUACUUUGUGGUUAAGUAAGUGUCAAUUUUGUACCCAGACACACAAAAAUCUACAAAGCCACCGUAAAACUGCAUUUGCUCAAGGCAGCGACCGAAAGGCAACGCAAUCGUGUCGAGUCUAUGGCAGCUUCCGCUGAGCGAGUUUUCGGAAAUAGCCCGGCCUGGUGGUGGAAAUCUAGAUAAAUUUAGCUUGCAGUUUUCAGCUUGAUCGAGGCAAGCGAAAUUCUGGAAGAACGUGAUUUUUCAGAGAAGGUUGCCGUCAAAACGAUGACACGGCCAUUGCGAAGGAGCAACGGUGAGGGUGAAAAAGCACAAAAAUUCCUGCUUCUGUAAAACGACGUCACGUACGUAAAAUUAGAUUUCAGCAGUUCAUGCAGAUCCGAUGGAAGGGGGUCACGUUCACAGUAAGUUCAACCCAAAGAAAGGAUGCAGAACGUGCAGAAUAUUGACCCUCCCUCCCAUCCCCGACAGCCUCACUUCUUAAGCUGCUAGGUUUCUCUACCAUUCGUCGUCACAACCUCCUCCGACCACUCUAAGUACCAGUGAUUUUUUCCAUGUUGACAUCUUAACUAGGAGCAUCAUCACUCGGCAAUUGGAGCCACUGAAUUUCUGUACCAUGGGUCAAUUCGAACGACAGUCUACGUGGUGAUGAGUUCGGCAUACCAGAAGGAAUCGUCUAACCUCGGAGAAUGCCAAAGAUAUAACUUUUGCACAUGAAGGAUUUAUAUUUCUGUCUAUCGCUGUUCUCUAGUUGAAGUGUUGACGUUGAAUGUGUAUCACACACGGCGAAUUGACCACCAGCAAUAUGUCAAAACCCGCCAUUCUAUGGUGUAUCUUUGCUGUGCUGUGGAGCGUUGCCUCUGCAUACCUUGUUCCACCUCCAGGAUACAGCGUGGGAUUCACGGGGAGAAUCACAGCAGGAUCCCAGAGAUAUAUCUGCAAUCGCGGCAGCUGGAUUAAGAUUGGCGCUUUUGCCAGCAUCCUCACUCCAGAUGGUCACCAGCUUGGUAGCUACACUUCCAAAUGUGAUUCACUCAAGAGAACCUCAACGUAUGCUUGGAAACUCCUCAACUCUCCGGGAACCACCACUGAAUCAGGACAUAGCAGCAGCGGUCUCCAAGGCAUAGCUGUGAUGACCGUGCAAGUGUCUACAUCGGCUGUCUCGGAGUACUUGGCCAUUGUGAAAAAACGAAUUGGUGGAGGAGACGCAUCGUUAGUCGUUUUUGUCUCUCUCACUGGGACGAAAGGUGGCUUACCUCCUCGCAAGGCUCUCUGUACAUCAAAUGGCGCUACCUCUGGCGUCCCAUUCCAAGGAACUUUCACUUUUUUUACCCAGGAUCAGGUCCCUCCUCGAGUCCCCGCCUCUUUGAAGCCCUUGGCUAACUUCGUCCAGGUCUUUUUCUUGGAAGGAAUGAUGCAGUACAGGUUCGAUAAUAAUGGUAGGUGGACUUCCCAAGGCCACUACUCUACGAUAUAUGACGUUGCCGGCGGUACGAGUUUAGGAAAAUUUGGAACGGUUCGUCAGUCCGACAGGUUUGGUAGUAACCUCAUGUUCAAGCUCAUCAACCCCAACGGAUUUUGGUUCUACGCGGAACAGUGCGCCAAGCCAGUGCGAGUGUCGUUGAUGGGCGCCCCAUGGCAAUUGCUGCAAAUCACCUCUUCCGGUGGCUACAAAAAUCCUAUGGGAACGUACAGAUUUGCACUGAUCGCCAGUGUCAUGGGAGGCCAGCCUCCCAAGCUCGCUGCAAGAGCCUAUGGCAUGACAUAUGGUGCUGCAUUCUCAGCGCAAUGCUAUCUGUACGUGUAAAGCUGACCAUGAAGACCUUCCUCAGCGACCCUUCACUUGUGGCGAUGUGAAACCCUUCCUUCUAGUCCUACUUGCACACCUUUACUCCAUUUAUUGCCAUAUACUCAUAAACGAUUUUGCAUGGGAACAUCGUUCAUAGUGCUUUCACACAUGUCGAGAAUGUCGAAGGGUGCCUUAGAUUAUAUCUCAGUACGUGUGUACAAGUUAUGCAUAAGUAAUCAAAUUACGCUUUCUCCGAAA